AGAACGGCUGCAUUGUGAGAGAGAGCGACACAGUGCUUACUGUUGAUACAUGUCGCCUGUCCUCAGCAGUAAAUCAGUGACCUAGAUUUUCACUAGCGAGAUGCGGCUAAAUGUUGCGGGAGCAAAUAAAGAGAUAUUUCUGUUCUCCACGUUAACAACAGACCACGAGUCCUGGAGCUAACUGGCGGUGCACGGGGGCGUUCAGCCUGCAGCAAAAACUUCCACAAGGACUUUGUUCAGAGUUUAAAUUCACGCUAAAAUUGUCAAAAUGGAGAUUCACGAAGGGGCAGCGGCAGCGGGCGACGGCGUGCUUGAUUUCUCCCGUUUGAGUUUGAACACUUUUAGCGUUGACAGCAUGAGCGACGAGAGGAAAAGGGACACCAAACAGCUCUACCUGAACCACAACCGGCUGGGCUCGCUCCCCUCGUCGGUCAGCCUUUUCUGCAACCUCGAGUUUUUGGACAUCAGCAACAACGGACUGACGGCCAUCUGUGAGGGCAUUACGCGACUGACCAAGCUGAAAACACUAAUAGCCAAGAACAACCGUCUGGACGAAUUUUCGCUGCCCAAGGAGUUCGGCUCUCUGCAGCUGGAAGUGUUGAACUUUGGUGGGAACCGAUUUGAGGAGAUCCCGCUUCAGUGCAUGAAACUGCUGCGUCUGCAGUCGCUUUCAAUCGGCGGAAACAGACUGAAAAGUAUACCUGCAGAGAUAGAAAAUCUAACCAGUCUGGAGAUGUUGUAUUUGGGUGGAAACCUCAUCUCAGCCAUUCCGCCAGAAGUGGCUAACCUGCCCUACCUCAGCUACCUGGUCUUAUGUGACAACCGCAUCCAAAGUGUCCCCCCACAGCUCACCAGGCUCCACUCGCUGCGAUCUCUAAGUCUUCACAACAACUUGCUCACUUACCUGCCGAGGGAGAUCCUCAGCCUGGUGCACCUGCAGGAGCUCAGUCUGCGUGGAAACCCAUUGGUGGUGCGCUUUGUCAAGGAGAUGACCUAUGACCCGCCCUCGCUGCUAGAGUUGGCAGGACGUACCAUUAAGAGCAGAAAUAUUCCGUACUUCCCCCGGGACCUGCCCUCGAACCUGCUGCGUUACCUGGACCUGGCCAGCAAGUGCCCCAACCCCAAGUGUGCCGGCGUGUACUUUGAUUCAUGUGUGCGGCAGAUUAAAUUUGUGGACUUCUGUGGGAAGUACCGGCUUCCUCUCAUGCACUACCUGUGCUCCCCAGAGUGCACCUCUCCCUGCAGCUCUAACCCCCAAAGCGACGCAGAGUCGGAGGACGAGAGCAGCGUGCCCGCGUACCGCCUGCAGAGGGUGCUUCUGGGAUAGUAUGACACGGAGAAGCCUCUAACCCUCUGGCCAAGCCCAGCAUCAUCAGUCUGUCACUGUUUGAAUAUUUCUAUAAAGAUGAAAUUGCAGUCAGACUUCACUACACAUACAUGUCCAAUCAUGCAUACACACAUUCUACAGAUGUGUGUGUGUAUGUUUUUGCAUAAAGCCAGUUAAAUGCACAGAAUGUGAAACUGUGGUCCUUUCUACUUUGGCCAAAUGUUGAAAAAAGGUUAACUCCAUUUUCUGGAAUUUAUUUUUGAGAAGGAACUUCCCGUUCACUCUCUCACUAUGUAACACAAGCAGACCUGCCAACCUUUUUUACACGCAUUUUUACAUCAAAGUAUGCUGGUAUGAGAUGUUCCUUUUAAGGUUUACAAAAAGAGGCCAGUUGUCUUUUCUUUUUUUUUUUUUUUUUUUUUACAUCUAAGUGAGGGGUAAAUAUAGCCGAGCCAAUCGAGACAUUAAGCUGGCAUGAUUGUUUCUUCUCCUACUAACAAACUCUCUACCAAUUUAAAAAAAGAAAAAGAAAGAAAGAAAAGAAUGG
Messenger RNA from Thunnus maccoyii (southern bluefin tuna), 1874 nucleotides. RefSeq names its product leucine-rich repeat-containing protein 58-like. The record is from RefSeq and is a predicted model, not a curated record. Bases 269 to 1327 code for a protein of 352 amino acids. The transcript has 4 exons. Gene Ontology annotation, molecular function: protein binding. NCBI's taxonomy places the organism in Eukaryota, Metazoa, Chordata, Actinopteri, Scombriformes, Scombridae.